GCAACUUGACUGAGAGGUUCAGACUGGGUCUUGGGCUGAGGCUCAGGAUCAUGACACAUCUACUGCAAUGGCUCUUAAUCAUCCUCCAUUUACAAAUAGGAGAAGCAGUCUCCACAGGGAACAAAGUGCCAUCAUCAUUGAUAGGGACUGUGGGGAAGUCAUGCAUUCUCCCCUUGAACAUCUCAUCAAACAAGAAUAUUCGAAAUAUCGUCUGGCUUUCUCGCAAUUCUCUUGCCACUAUCGAUGUAACAGAACAAAAAACCAAUGUCAUAAUAACUGAUACCAAGUACGAUAAUCGACUGGAAGUCCUCAAGCCAGACUACUCCUUGCAAAUCAACAAUUUGACGAUGGAAGAUGAAUAUUUCUACAGAGCACAGAUAAACAUAAAGAGUUCUUCUGAAACCUUAAUUCAAGAAUACUUCCUACAUGUUUAUGAGGAACUGAGCAAACCCCGAAUCACAGUAAACUUGACAAAGUCUGAGAAUGGUACCUGUAAUUUCAUCCUGCAGUGCUCCAUAGGAAAGGAAGAAAAAGAUGUGACUUAUGAUUGGAUAUCCCUGAAAGAUGAAGAGGAAGUCACCCCCCAUCAGGGACCCAUCUUGACAGUGUCCUGGAGACCUGGGGAAAGUGAGCCAAAAUAUAUCUGCAGAGUCACAAAUCCUGUCAGCAAUCAAAGCGCCCAGCCAAACCCUUUUGCAGGGCUCUGUACAGGACCAUCAUCUGUGAAUUAUGUUAUGCUGGUCAUUGGAAUUUUAUUUCCAGUUGUGCUGUGUGUAGCCAUCAUGUUUGGAAUUAUUUUUUGGAACAAAAAAGGACAAGGUUUCAUCCAAUUCUCAACAAACCGUGUUCAGCAACAGGAGGCUUCCACUGAAGGGACCACAGUAUAUGCACAAGUCAGUCAUCCAUACAGGAAAAAGACUGAAAGUCCUAGUAUUCCAGACCAGAAGGAUUCUGUCACAAUUUACUCUACCAUCCAGUCACCUAAAGAGCAGAAAGCAGCCACACUUCCUGAAACAUCUGCUUAUGACAAACUCUUCUAAGGAACCAAGCAAGAGUAUCACUUCAUUUCACAAGACCUCAGUUUCCUCGUCUAUAAAACAAGGGGGUGGACUGGAUGAUCUGAGGUUCCUUCCGGUGCUUAAUCCUAUUACCAUGUGAUAGCAGCUUCUCUCUGCCUUUCUACUGCAGCAACAAAGGGAUGGCAGACUUUCCCAUGGGAAAGGUUACCCUCCAUAUGACAGGAAACCUAGCAACUUUUCUUGCCAAGUAAAAGCAAACUGUAGACAUCUGACAUUAACAGAAAUAAACCAUGACAUCUAGGUUCUACUGCUGAAGGAAUGUCUUCAUACCCAGAAACUAAGCCAAGUAGCAUCUCCUCAAUGCCAGGUCAAGAUAUAUUUGAGAAAUAUGUCUUGUGAAAUGACUUUUUCUUUGUUAAAUUAGCUGAUGAAGGACAAGAGAUGGAGACUUGAGAAGAAAUGGAAGCUGUUCCCCCAUUGAGAAGACUGUGGAAGUAGUGGCCCUGGAAACCAUCAUUCUUCCAUAGAGACUUCAGGUUACUGGGGAUUUGAGUAUCCCACUUCCUUUAUACUCACCAUGCUCUCUCACGUAGAUACCUUGCCUUCUAUAAUUCCUACCCAUUCGGUAGGAAAAGUGGAAGGACUGAUCUCCUCACUGAGCCGUGUCAGUUCUGAGUCACCAAUGGACUUCCUUCCUUCUUCUCAUUUUUUGAAAUCACCUAAUUUCUUCCAACUGCUUCUGUUGACUAGGGUUCCUAGAACCCAUUCCCACCUUACUUAGUGACUGCAGAACCUGACAUGCAUUUUUCCCUUCAUACUAAAGCAACCCUGGGGCAGCUAGGUGGCGC
Molecule: messenger RNA, 1867 nt
Organism: Dromiciops gliroides (monito del monte)
Lineage: Eukaryota; Metazoa; Chordata; Mammalia; Microbiotheria; Microbiotheriidae
Product: SLAM family member 9-like
Exons: 8
Coding region: 51-1040 (329 amino acids)
Biological process (GO): T cell activation
Cellular component (GO): external side of plasma membrane
Source: RefSeq, a predicted model, not a curated record